ACAUAACAUACAGCCCACCUUCUUGGCACUGGUGACCUGAACCAAUUUGAGUUCCUGUGGGCAGCGGAGUGAAAACUUGUUUUAAAUUCAGCGCUGUUUUUAAGUUGUCCCAAAGCUUUUUCAUAGUUAUAUAUGUUCCUGGGAUUUAUUUUCAAUUUAAUCUACCAGCCAGCACCAGGAAGGCUAGCUGGAGACUUGCUGAGGUGGUUAAGCUGGUUUGUAAGAUUUGGACCUGCUAGCUGUGGGCUAACAUUCGGUUUGUAUCAAAACAGAACUAAAUAAAUCCGCUUGUUUUAACUGGCACUUUAAAAGGCGAACAUGAGGAUCACGGUAGAUUUUGAGGAAUGUCUCAGAGAUUCUCCAAGAUUCAGGGCCACCAUUGAGGAAGUGGAGGGAGAUGUGUGUGAGCUGGAGUCCAAAUUAGAUAAGUUGGUGAAGCUGUGCAUUGGGAUGAUCGAUGCUGGAAAAGCGUACGUCACGGCCAACAAGCAGUUUGUGAGCGGUGUCCGUGAAUUAGCACAGCAGUCAGGUGAAGAUGAAGUCAUUGAGUCGAGUCUGACGAAGUUUGCUGAGAGUUUGCAGGAGAUGACCAACUAUCACACUAUUUUAUUUGACCAGGCACAGCGCUCAAUCAAAUCACAACUUCAGAUGUUUGUGAAAGAGGACCUGCGCAGGUUUAAGGAGUCAAAGAAGCAGUUUGAUAAAGUAAGUGAGGAGAAGGAGACAGCGCUGAUAAAGAACGCUCAGGCUCCCAGGAAUAAACAACAUGAGGUGGAGGAAGCUAACGCCAUCCUCAGUGCUACACGCAAAUGCUUCCGUCAUAUUGUCCUGGAUUACGUUCUCCAGAUUAAUCUUCUGCAGUCUAAGAGACAAUCAGAAAUCCUCAAAUCGAUGUUGUCCUUCAUGUAUGCACAUUUGACCUUCUUCCACCAAGGUUAUGACCUGUUCAGUGAACUUCACCCACUAAUGAAGCACCUCGGCGGACAGUUGGAGCAGUUGAUGGUGGAUGCUGCAAAGGAUAAAAGGGACAUGGAAACAAAACACUCCACUAUUCAGCAAAAGGAUUAUUCGAAUGACGACACCAAGCUGGAGUACAAUGUGGACGUGGAGAACGGGAUCAUUAUGGAGGGGUAUUUGUUCAAGAGGGCUAGUAAUGCCUUCAAAACAUGGAACAGGCGCUGGUUCUCAAUUCAGAACAAUCAGUUAGUGUACCAGAAGAAGUUUAAGGAUAACCCCACGGUGGUGGUGGAAGAUCUGAGGUUGUGUACAGUUAAACACUGCGAGGACAUUGAGCGCCGUUUCUGCUUUGAGGUGGUUUCACCCACAAAGAGCUGUAUGAUGCAGGCUGAUUCUGAAAAGCUGAAACAGGCAUGGAUUAGAGCCAUGCAGAACAGCAUCGCUACAGCCUUCAGAGACAGAUCAGAUGACUCAGAGAAGUUGGACAGGAAGUCAUCGCCAUCCACAGGAAGCUUAGAGUCAGACCCGAGAGAGAAGAGUCUGAAAGGGGAAGGUGCCGUACAGAAGGUCAUGGCCAUCGCAGGAAACAGCACCUGCUGCGAUUGCAACCAGCCGGACCCCAAAUGGGCCAGCAUUAAUCUGGGGAUCACGCUGUGUAUCCAGUGUUCUGGCAUCCACAGGAGUUUAGGAGUUCAUUUCUCCAAAGUGAGAUCUCUGACUCUGGACACGUGGGAUCCCGAACUGUUGAAGUUAAUGCGUGAGCUUGGAAACGGGGUCAUAAAUCAUAUAUAUGAAGCUCGCAGGGAGGAGCUUGGAGCGCGGAAACCACAACCUGGAGACUCCAGGCAGGACGUGGAGUCAUACAUAAGAGCCAAGUAUGUUGAUCGGCGGUUCAUCAGAAUGCCAUCAGACGAAGAACUGAAGCUGAAGAUCAUGGCUUUGAGUGUAGAGCAGAAACGAAUCAGUGACCCCUCCGAAUCACAAGCACGACAAGCAACUCAACAAGCACAUGUACAGAAAUCACGGCCAGCAUCCGGAGCAUCAGUUAAAAGUGCAGAAAGUGGCAUUGUGAGCAAAGCUGAAAGAAGCCCAGCGGUUGUAAACACCAGUCAGAAUCAUACAGAAAUACACGAGUCUCAGUCCUCCACAUGUAGCAGUAAGGAGAAGCUGGUUUUCUCUGAGCCAAAGCAGUUCUGUCCCAGCUUGCAGCUGUACUGGGCCUCAUUUACACGCAGCCUUCCUGACAUGGCUGAGGCUCUGGCACACGGAGCCAAGGUCAACUUUAUAAACACAGAUGACGAGAAGAGAUCACCACUGAUCAUGGCUGUACACGGAGGCUCUCUGGUUACGUGUGAGUUUCUGCUCCAGAAUUCAGCCAGUGUGAAUCAGUGUGACAGUCAGGGCAGAGGACCACUACACCACGCCACCAUCCUCGGACAUACCGGACAAGUGUGUUUAUUCCUGAAGCGUGGAGCCAACCAGAAUGCAGCAGACAUUGAGGACAAAACGCCACUGUCCAUUGCGGUGGAAGCGGCUAAUGCAGACAUUGUAACGCUGCUGCGAUUGGCCAAGAUGAACGAAGAGAUGAGAGAGUCGGAGGGACCAUACACAGGUCUCACAGGUGAUGAAACAUACCAGGACAUUUUCCAGGAUUUCUCACAGAUGGCAUCAGAAGACCCUGAUAAACUCCAUCGCUUCUGAUAACGAGAUUCCAUCAGAAACAUUUUAAUGUCUUUUACAUUUUCCAAAACACACACGCAACUGUACCAAAGAUGAAUAGAGCUUAUAGGAGCGGUGUAACUGAUGGCAUGAUGAAUCAGUUGUGAGUCACACAGGUGUAAAUAUUUGUCACUGCAUGAUCUGAUGAUUUUUAUUUUACUCAGUAUUUAAAAUCUUACCGUCCUUCUCUUUUCAUCACAUAGUUUGGUGUCUUUUUGGGAGAAUCACUCGACACAAGUUAGUUCUGGGCUUAAGUUAGUUCUGUAUGAAUUAUAGAAUGUAAUGUCCUGUUUUAUUCAUGGUUAUUUUCAAUCAUAAUGUCAGUAUAUUCCGUUCACUUUCAGGCCAGAUCAUCAACUUGUCCUGUCUUUAUUUAAAAAGUCUUUAUUUAUUUGUUUUUCUCACCAUACCAAUGAGUUCAGAGAGGUGGAUUUAUUUAACUCUCAGAUGAUGGACGUGGAGCUCUAACUUUUAUUGUAGCACUUUUAUGACCUGUAAGGUCUGUCUAUGCAUAUAGAAUAUUUCCUGUAUGAAUUUCUUAGUAUUUUUUAUUUGUCUGUCAGAACCUGGUGCUUCUGUUUAGUUAAACUCGAGUCGAAUGUCAUUAAAAAUGUAAAUGAACUAAAGUUUGAUGAUUAUAAAGGUUUUAUUAGGUAUUAGUCCAUCAUCAGUGUAAGUAUGAACCAUAAGACUUUUAUUAGCAGCAUUAUUGUGGGCUACAGUGCAAACCUACAGAAAUUAUACAGCUCACACAAUAAACAGGUGGAAAAUGUGGAUUUGAUGCAAAUGAGAUCAAACUCUGCUUUUCUCGCCUCGACUCUUCUCGUCGUCUUCCUUGUUUUCAUUUUCCGUCAUUUUCCUUUCAUCACUUUUUUUUAACUGUCUUUACUUUCUUGUUUUCUUCUCUGUUUAGUCCUGUCUGUUUUACCUCCUUUAUUAUUCCUCCAUCACUUGGUGGCGGAGGCGUUUGUAUCAUCUCUGUGCCAAGCCAAGAUUGUCUUUAGAUCAGUAUCUCUGUAAUGAGUGGGUGAGUUUUUGUAGGAUUACUAUGGAGUUUUAAUUGUAAGCAGCUGCUGAAGUGAUACUGACUUUAGUGUUGAUCCAAACAGACUCGGAGUCACAGCAAGGUGAAAUGUCUGAAGUAGACUGUAAGGGGAUUUGAGGAACUGAUUGGUCACAAGUAGGACUAGACUUGGCAGCAGAUGCAUCCCUGUGCUUCUUAUUGUUCUUCAUCUUUUUCACCCCUCUUGCUUUUUCCCCACUUUUUUGGUGCCUGUCUGUCCUUUUCAUUCUUCUUUCUUUUUUGUUCCAUUUUUAUUUUAUUUCCUUUUGUGUUCCCUUUCUCGCUCUCACGCUCACACACACACACACACACUAUUUCUCACUCACUCUCUCACACACACUCUCACUCUCUCUCUCAGACACACACACACUCUCACACAUACACUCACUCUCUCUCUCUCACACACACACACAGUCUCUCUCACACACACAUACACACAUACUCUCUCUCUCUUUUGCACUCACACACACUAUCUCUCUCUCAUACACACACACACACAGUCUCUCUUUCUCACACACACACUAUCUCUCACACAUACUCUCUCUAUCUUUCACUCUUUCUCUCGCUCUCACACACACUCUCUCACUCACACUCACUCUCUCACAUGCUAUCUCUCACUCUCUCUCUCUCUCACACACACACUCACACUCUCUCUCUCUCACACACACACACAGUCUCUCUCUCUCACACACACACUAUCUCUCACACACUCUCUCACACACACAGUCUCUCUCUCUCACACACACACUAUCUCUCACACAUACUCUCUCUCACUCUCAUUAUCUCACACACAGUCUCUCUCUCUCACACACACACUCACACACAUACUCUCUCUCUCUCACACACACUCUCUCUCACUCACACACACACUCCCUCCCCCACACACAGUCUCUCUCUCUCUCACACACACCCCCGUUAUUUGAAUUAAACUGAAUUGAAUAAUGCUGAGUGUAAACAUGUGCAUGUAUUAAAUCUGCAUUCUUUGCAUUUUCUGUGUACAGAACAUUUCUGUGUCUUGCAUGGCCUGUAUUUGCCUAAAUAUGAAAUGGUGGUACUUUUAAAUGAUCUGCUCUGUGGUUUUAUUAUUAUGAUGAUUAAAUUCCUGUAGAUGCUGAGAUUCAGUUGUACAAGAAGCUGUAUUAUUUCUGUAUGAUUUUUAUAUAAAGCAUUUUAUUAUCCAGGCGAUAA
Tachysurus vachellii is the source of this 4927-nucleotide messenger RNA. RefSeq names its product arf-GAP with coiled-coil, ANK repeat and PH domain-containing protein 2-like. The record is from RefSeq and is a predicted model, not a curated record. Lineage: Eukaryota; Metazoa; Chordata; Actinopteri; Siluriformes; Bagridae. Gene Ontology annotation, molecular function: protein binding; GTPase activator activity. The transcript is spliced from 23 exons. Gene Ontology annotation, cellular component: cytoplasm. Bases 319 to 2658 code for a protein of 779 amino acids.